Messenger RNA from Anthostomella pinea, 1398 nucleotides. The record is from the annotation of a GenBank genome assembly. Lineage: Eukaryota; Fungi; Ascomycota; Sordariomycetes; Xylariales; Xylariaceae.
AUGGCUACAUCAUACGCCUUGCUGUCGCUCCUACUACUGGGACUGCUCUGCACCUGGCUGAUAACCAACUGGCUGAAGCUGAGCAAGGCCCCUUCUCCGGUCCUCGCCGGUACCACCGACCUCUGGCCAGCCUACCAACAGCGCAAUGGGCAAUUGAGAACCAAGCUCAUAGAGCUGCACGCUCGGUACGGACCCAUUGUGCGCUAUGGAGUCCGCAGCAUCAGUAUCAGCGACCCCGAGGUCAUCAAUGUCGUCUACGGCAGCCGAGCAGGCUUCAUCACGGCGGAUUCGUACAAGGUCCUGGUGGGAAUCUCCAACGGCAAAGAAGUGCCGAAUCUCGUCAGCACCGCCGACGAGGCCCGCCACGGCGCCCUUCGGCGCUCCGUCGCGAACGCCUUCACGCCCACCGCGUCGCUGGACUACGAGAAGUGGAUCGACGCGACCAUCGCCGAGCUGCUCGAUGUGAUCGGCAGGAAGAAGAAGACGACGCCGUUCGACCUGGCGAAUACGAUAUUAUUCUACAAGAUGGACGCGGCGGGCCGCUUCAGCUUCGGCGAGCCCAUCGGGUGCCUCGCGGCCGAGGUCGACGUCGGUGGUUCGAUCCAGCUGAUCCGCGACCGCUUCACGCACUGGGGCCGCUGGUCGUCGCUGCCGGGCUUGGAGCGCCUGCUGUACCGCAACCCGCGCGCGCCGUCGGGCAUGGCGGCGGCGGCGGCGGGGAAGCUGCGCGCAAGGGCGGCCGCGCAGGAGAAGAAGGACGGCGGCGGCAGCGAGCACGCGGACCUCCUGCAGCUUCCUCGCGGCCAGCAGGGCGAACCCGCAGACGCUGGACACGACGGGCGUGACGCGGGCGACACGACAGCGGCGUCGGUCACGUCGGCGCUGUACUUCCUCCUGAAGAACUCCGACGCGAUGUACAAGCUAGAACAGGAGCUAGCGGGCGCCAAACUGCCGGAGAUCCCCAGCUUCGCGGCGGAGAGCAUGCGCGUCUUCUCGUCGGCGACGUGGCCGAUGGAGCGGCUGGUGCCGGACGGCGGCGUCACCAUCGCCGGCAUGUUCUUCCCCGCCGGCACCAGCGUCGGCUGCUUCCCGUCGGCCAUCCACCGCAACACCAAGUUAUACGGUGAGGACGCGGGUGUCUUCCGCCCGGAGCGCUGGCUCACGCCCGACCGCGAGGCGCUGCGCCUGAUGGAGGCGGCGCACAUGGGGUUCAGUCGGGGACGGCGCAGCUGUCUGGGCCAGAAUAUUGCGGUCAUGCAGAUGAAGAAGGUCAUACCCGCCCUGGUCGUGAAGUUUCAGAUGAGCCUUGUCGACCCCGAUGCGCCUCUGGACGCCGACUUCGCGCCCGCCGUGGCUUGCUCGAACUCGCUCUACGUGAGAUCGGAAGCAAAAGAAUAA